AUGAAGGUCAUUAUAGUUGGCGGUGGGAUCGCCGGACUGGCCGCUGCGAUUGGACUCCGUCGUGCCGGCCACAAGGUGCAGAUUUUCGAACGCUCCUCGUUCCUCCGCGAAGUCGGUGCAGCAAUCCAUGUCCAGCCGAACGCUUCCCGGAUUCUCUCACAUUGGGGUUUCGACCCUAAGAGAGCUCGCUUUGUGAAGGGUCUUCGAACAAUGGUGGUACCAGGAACAUCGCUCACAUCCAACGUCGGGGUGGACUGCUCCCACUUUGUUAAGACGUAUGGUGCACCCUGGUAUCUGGCUCAUCGGGUCGACUUGCACUCCGAACUGCGGCGCCUGGCGACGACAUCGGACGCGCCGGGAUUCCCCGUGGAGAUCAUCUUGCGGUCUGAGGUAGUUGGCUUCGACGCUGAGAAUGGGUCGAUUACUUUGGCCGAUGGGUCAAUUCAUCGAGCGGACCUUGUUGUCGCUGCAGAUGGUGUACAUACUACCGCUAUUCACCAGGUCAUCGGCCAUGCGACGCCGGCUGUCGCCACGGGUUCCGCUGCGUUUCGGUUUCUGAUUCCGACGGAGGAUAUCAAGCAAGAUUCUGAGACGGCGCACCUUUUGGAGGAUGGUUUGAUGAGGAUAUACGUUGCGGAAGGUGUACGGCGACUAAUCUGUAACACAGUUGAGAAUUUUGUGGGCAUACAUUUGUAUGAGCGCGGCGAUGGUCAAAAAGAAGACUGGAACCUGUCCGCCGAUGUCAGCGACGUUCUCGCUCAAUACCAGGACUUUCAUCCAACGCUUCUAAGAAUUAUCAAAAAAGCAACGAGCAUCAAACGGUGGCCGCUCCUCUACCGCGAUCCCAUCCCAACCUGGAGUCGCGGACGCCUCGUGCUGAUAGGCGAUGCUGCACACCCAAUGCUCCCUCACCAAGGCCAAGGCGGCGCCCAGGCAAUCGAGGACGGCGGUGCCCUGGGUGAGAUCUUCGCGCGCAUGCCGGAUCACCCGACACAAGACGACAUCCGGGAUCGUCUAGCGCUGUUUGAGAAGGUGCGUGUCCACCGUGCGUCUGUAAUAACAAUAUUCUCCAAUGCCGGGCAGGACCAGGGGUGGAAGGUCAAGGAACGCGCGCAGCAGUAUAUGCCGGAGGGGGCCAAGGUCCCUUCGUCACCGCCGGAGUUUAUGGAGCAUAAUUUUCGGUGUGACGUGUUGGAGGAGAGUCGGCGGUUGUUGGAGUUGUAUCUGAGUGGAGAGUCGGUGGUUUGA
Aspergillus lentulus is the source of this 1248-nucleotide messenger RNA. RefSeq names its product putative salicylate hydroxylase. The record is from RefSeq and is a predicted model, not a curated record. Gene Ontology annotation, molecular function: FAD binding; monooxygenase activity. NCBI's taxonomy places the organism in Eukaryota, Fungi, Ascomycota, Eurotiomycetes, Eurotiales, Aspergillaceae.